AUGGUCCAAAUCGCCCUUUCUUCAGUCACUUUGCUCUUCCUGGUGGCUCUCGCAGCUGCUUCUCCUGCUCCUCUUGUAGACUCUCGGGAUGCAGUUGCUGUGGGUGACUGGUCCUGGGAACAUUGGGUUGAGACAAUCAUUGCCGACCCUGAAAGCGCUUUAUCCGUCGACGAAGCCCUUGAAGCUGCGGCCAAAUCCGCAGCGGCUCACAAAGAUGGCUCACUUGAUAAGAGACAGGAGCAGUUUCUCGUAUGCAACGAUGGCAAGCCUUCCGCUUGGGCACCUGAUGCUGUGACGUGUAUUAACUACCUUGCCGGUCUCAACGCAAAUUGCGGGACUAGAACAGCGACGGCGAUGUGUACCGCUGGUAAUGCGCAAAUUGUUGGAAGUGGCAGUGGAGCUGGAGAAGUGAGCACCAACUGUAACAACGUUGCCCGCACUGCUGGACGCAUCAUGGAUCGCUGCUGGAGAUCCGACAACACCGUUCAGGGAGGCAUGCCGGCUUACGAACAAGGCGCCAUGUGGGUUUACGUCUCAGCUCCUCUGAUUUGA
Molecule: messenger RNA, 552 nt
Organism: Colletotrichum abscissum
Lineage: Eukaryota; Fungi; Ascomycota; Sordariomycetes; Glomerellales; Glomerellaceae
Exons: 4
Coding region: 1-552 (183 amino acids)
Source: RefSeq, a predicted model, not a curated record